AUGGCCCGCGGCAAGUGGAACAGGCAGCCUUGCAAAGGCACUCCGGAAGAUGUCAGGCAGCAUGUGUCCAGUUGCAAGACAGCAGAUUGUGCGUGCCACUCUGCCGGGCAUCACCUGCCAUCCCUGCAAGAAAAGUGCCAGUUGAUCAGCCCCCAAGUGCUGGAGGCUUUAGGGGAAGCUCCCCCAGAGACUCUGGAGAAGGCGCAGGACUUGCUGGGCAAAUCCUGGCUGACCUACGAGUUUCAAGGCGAGCCUCAGCGCAUGCUGCUUGGGUGCAGUGUGUGCUCUGGCGACAAAGGAGUCCAGUUUACGACUCAGCAGGCUGCCGCUGCCAAUAAGCUGGCCAGGCAUGGCAGUGGACCGGAGCAUGUGCGGAACGUGUGCAAGUUAUUGGGUUACGAGGUUCCCGCCAAAGAAACAGCUGCAGUGCGAUGGCCUGGGGCGGAAGUCGUUCUCCAAGUCUUCAGACAGUUGCAGAGGGAUACCACGGACCGUUUUGUAGAAGGUGUGUCGGCCGAGAAGAAAACCAGUCGGAUCGAAUGGUGCAUCGUCGAAUCCGCGCGCAAGCGCUGGAGGGAAUCCCUGCGAAAUGCUGUGGCUAUUUGCUUGUUGAGAGACGAAAGACACAAGCGUGUUUUGCUUCGAUUCCGGGCGGUGGACAAGACCUUGCAGGUCACGAACGGGGUUCUGGGCCAACUAAAGGGCGACUACUCCAGCACCGCCUUCGGAUUGACCGCGGCGACUCUCAGGGUCAUCCGGGAAUUUGCGACGCCUGGUUUGGCUCGGCCUGGGAUGAAUGGGGAGGAGCUGGAGGUGGACGAGUCCCUUGUUCAACACAUUCGUGAGUGUGUGCUGUCCACCACGAUUGAUGCAGCUGGGAAUGAGGUGGCCGCUGUUCAAGACUCGGCAGCACCACUUGAAGUCCAUUGCCAGCACUUGGCCGAGGGAGAGACGCUGUUCCCAAACCACAAAUUGAUUGUGCGGGACCGCGCGCAUGGGACCAGACGGGUGCUGGAGCGGCCCUGGAGGGCCGACCCCUUUCUUGAUGCAGUCAUGACCUCCUUGAUCACUGGGUCCAGUAGUGUGACUCAGUUGAUUGAACACAGCUUCGAUUUCAAACAGUGGUUUGCAGACGCGUCCAAGGCCUCAGCAACACGAGCUGUGGCCACUCCAUUCCGCAAUCUGCGUGCGGCCUUGCAUCGUUACGAAUCAUUGGUGACACCUCUCAGCCGAUUCGUCCUGGAUGUUGAAGCCGUCCUGGCUGUGGCUACUCGUAUGGUAGGGGAGCGUGCUGGCACCCACGCAGCCUAUUGCGCUGAGGCAUUUCUGGAUGCAAUGGACAGCGAGGUGUUGCUGACAGCAGCACUCCUAGCAGAUGGGGGGGACGAAGCCCUACAGCUCAUUAGAUGGAUGGAUCAAGAGGAGAACGUUGUGGAUGCAGCCCGUGCAAACAUUCAGGUGAAAAAAUUCCUGGACUCCAUCAAGCUACUCUUUACUGAGGGCAGAGUGCUGGCCGUCAAAGGCCACACACAGUGCAUGCUGACAUGGUUGUCGUCGCCUCAUGUGCUGGCCUACAACUCCAAGGUCAGAGCCUUGGGAGGUCCAACCGCUUGUCCAGUGCGGCUGCAGCAGGCUUGCCUGCGGAGGCUCCAAGUCUGGGCUGCGUUGGCAGAGGAAACGGUCAGGGCAGAAUUUCCGGAAUUCGAAGCCGUGGCGGCGAUGCGUGUGCUCAAUGUGUGUGAUCCCUGGCCUGCGCUCGAUAGCUUGUCUUCCUCGGACAGCGAGAACAUCCCUGCAGAUGCCUGCACAGAUUUGGAGCGCCUGGCUCAGUCGUUCGAUUGUAACUUUGCCGCCCUCAAAGCGGAAUGGAUGGACUUUCGUGGGAGAGCUCGCUGGCACGCUGUGAAGUCUGGCUGCACAAAUACCUGUGCGUGGAAGAAGGCUAUAGAGGAAUGCCAGGAGAGAAGAGAGACCGCCGCCCGACACCCCUGCGACUGUCUGAACGUGGUCCUUUGCGGCUAUGCCAGCACAUGCAUUUCCGACUCAGCCCUGGAGCGCUCCUUCUCCCAGGCAGCCGCCAAGAUUCCAGCCUCGGCGAGGCACCUUCACCCGCAGAAGGAAAGCCUGCGCAUGUCUUUCUUGGCUUUGAAAGAAGACGAUGUCCGUUCCAGCAUGGAACUGCUGGCCAAUCUCUGGAAGCAGCACUUUGGCUCCUGCCGCCAGGGUGCUUUCGAUCGCAUUGACCAAGGCCGUGCCAAACCUACCAAAGUUGCGACCAACGAUCGAGAGAGCUACAAAGAAUUUAUCAAGGCCCGCAGAAAGAAUGUGGCAGAAGUGGUGCAAUCAACUGCACCUGCAGAGUCCGCAAGUGUUCCCCAGGGUGAUGCGUGGCUGGAGUCCCACCAAAAGGAGCUAGAAUUCAAUCGAGACAAGCGCAAAAAAAGGAAGUUCGAGGCACUGUUUGCCGGAGCCCUACUGGAAGACGAGAUGGAUCUCACCUUCCUUGGUGAUGCUGCCGAGGUCAAGGCCACGAUGCAGAAGAAUCGUCGUGCCCGGCAACGCAAAGAGCAGCGACUGCAGUCGGACAUGACCGCUGGCAAAGUGCCGAGCAUGGCGGACAUGCGUGACUGCCACGUAUACAUGUUGGAGAGAGACAGAACACCUGCCGUGGACAACUUGGCAAUUGAUCUGGGUUGGACUUGGGCUGCCGAUCCUUGCAGUGCCCAGAUUUGCCUCACGGAUUUGUCAGGUGUUCACAACCAUGGCGUUCCUACGUCGGCUAUAUGGGCGGCUGCUAUGCAGGGUGCGUGGGUCAUGAGCCCAGAUUGGGCUUUGGGUGGCGAUUACACAGGUCCUGCGUUGAAGUUCUUGCCACCCCUGCGCACGAAGAGAUUCCUGUGGAUCAGUCCAGAUUUGGCCGAAUCCGCCGCAGGUGUUUGUGAUGUCCUACGUCGCUGUGCCUCAUCAGCCGGCUCCAAGUGGAUCGUGGUCAAUGACUUGGAAGCAUGGCUAGAAAGGAAGCAAGACCUGACACAGAAGAGCAAUGCUGCUGCGGCAGUUGCAGCCGUGACGACGGAGGAAGCAUCUAUGUACAGCGAUGUUCCCCAUGUCUUUGAUUUAAGCCGUUUCUUCCAGUUCGUGUGCAGGUUAGACAAGCAGAAAUCUCGCUUGGCCCUAGGCCGCUGGCGUCAUGGUCCCAGGGCCGAGCAAGGCGUGGCCACGGUUUGCCUAGAGUAUGAGGUCGAGGAGACAUCGGGGUUUGCCUUAAUCCUGGUUAUCGGCAGGAAGCAUGUCUGGCUAGGACGGCGGCGAGCCAUGCCGAAGCGCAAGUUGGCGCAAUGUGCCGCAGCAGCCGUGCAGCCUGGCACAGCACCCACGGCAGUUACUCUGGGAACGGAUUUCUCAGGGCUGGAUGGAGUGUGCUUCGCUCUGCGACGGCUCGGUGUACGGUUUGAGCAUGUGUUCAGCUGCGAGACGGACCAGGCAGCACGCAAAUUCAUCAGGCAUGCUCACCAGCCACGCCUGCUGGAACCAGAUGUGCGGAGCAGAGACUAUGACACCGAAGGCAAGGCUCCACCCACAGUGAAGCUUUAUGAAGAGGGCCUCGAUGUGAUCUGCGGCAUCCUGACAGAUGCAGGGUACAGCUGGAAGUCGAACCCGCCGCCCGUUGCUGUCCUGCCAGAGCAUCAGGCACACGCGCGGCGGGUGCAGUCGGAGAUGGAGAAGCAUGCUGAGAGGGGCUUGAAUCCCUUUGUCACAGGCCUGUGCAUUGAUUGCGGUUCGUCAGAUAAGUGGGUUGGCAGCGCAGUGGAGCAUGCCAUGACCCUCACCAAAUCCCGGUGCCAGGACUUUGGCCAUUGGCUUACCAGCCAGGGCCGUUAUCUAGAUCUAGACGAUUACAGCAAACUUCAAGGCUACGACCCGGACAUGCUCGAUUUUGCAGGUGCAGGAGUCAAACGCACCCAGGGGGCGGCUAUGCUAGGAAAUGCGAUGUCGCUGAACAUCCUGGAGUUUGUGCUGCCGGAGCUGUUGCAUUCUGCAGGAUUGAUAAGCUCGAGCGAGUACGAGACUGCAAAAACCAGAGUCAAACGACGCUGGACUUAG
Molecule: messenger RNA, 4104 nt
Organism: Symbiodinium sp. CCMP2456
Lineage: Eukaryota; Dinophyceae; Suessiales; Symbiodiniaceae
Source: the annotation of a GenBank genome assembly